This is a messenger RNA of Schizophyllum commune H4-8, 2580 nucleotides long. RefSeq lists its product as uncharacterized. Gene Ontology annotation, cellular component: cytosol. Gene Ontology annotation, molecular function: guanyl-nucleotide exchange factor activity. The transcript has 8 exons. Bases 29 to 2434 code for a protein of 801 amino acids. The record is from RefSeq and is a predicted model, not a curated record. Gene Ontology annotation, biological process: positive regulation of GTPase activity. NCBI's taxonomy places the organism in Eukaryota, Fungi, Basidiomycota, Agaricomycetes, Agaricales, Schizophyllaceae.
CAUCCCACGACGCUUGUCACUAACCCCCAUGAUGGCCGCGACGACCUCCCAGCCGGACAUAUUAGCCCUCGGCGACAGAUUGACAGAGCUAGAGAAGGACAUCCGAGCGAAUGACUCGCCGGAACAGUGGCAAGAAGCGGAGAAGGCUGCGCAGGUUGUGGCGAACGGUUUGAGGACGCGUACUUCUGCGGACUACCACACGGCUCUGGGAAAGACGGCACUUCCAAGGUCACUGGCCUCGCUGCUCAACCUCGCCCUUCGCGGCGCCGCUACCCCCGAACUGGAUCGCAUUACACCUAUCGUAGAACUGCUCAGAGUAACAGCGAACAUAUGCAUGGACCACGAUGAGAAUCGCAACCACAUUUACGAAGCCGGCCUCCUCCAAGCCGUGCUCACCCUCCUCGAAGGCUACGCCGAAUCCCUUCCAAAGCCCCCAUAUACCAAGGCGUACGCGAUCCCCAUUCCUCACCUCAAGGUCAUACGCACGGCCGUCGGCGCGCUGCUGAAUGCCAGCCUGGGCUACGAACCUGUGCAGACACGCCUGCGCUCUCUGCAAGCGCACAUGACGCUUGUGAAGCUCGCCAUAGCGAUAUAUCCGCCUGGAUCGUGGCUGGACGAUGCGAGCGAGAGCGGCAAGGCGCUCGAGGAGUCCUGGGAACUUCGAAGCAGUCUCUCAAACUGGGCAUGGAGGACUGUAUCGGAGCUGAAGGAGCAGGGGGAAGAUACCAUCCAGAUCUUCGACAGCGAUGCACUUCCCUUCAUCACACCCACCCUCACGCGCUUCCUCGCACCCUAUGCCAACCUCCCGCCCAACCUCGCCUUCCCCCAAGGCUCUGACAUGUUCGACAAGCUCGUAGAGGCUGACUUCGAAAUUCUCGACGACUGCUGCGAGGUACUGGAGUCCCUGUGCCUCGAUGUUGAGGACGUCAGGCUAUCCCUCGCACGCGGCUACUAUGAUCCCGAUGGCGAGCACCUCGGCGUCCCCUGCCUUUCACAUAUGCUCGACUUUGUUGAACAUGGCGGCUACCCCCCUGUCUGGCGGACCGUAUUUGACGACGGGGAUCGGCGUACCAAGGAGAAGGCAUUCGACGUUUGCAAGUCCGCAAUCGUGAAGGCCAUCGUGGAGAUGUCGGGCGAGGAGCGGAAUGAGCCGAUCUUAUUUGCGUCAAUAGGCUCGGGCGGGCCCUACGUCGAGCGCAUGGUCGGGUGGAUCAAGGCGUUUGUGAAGAGUGCGGAUGAGGCGUCGUCGAGUGAUUCGUUACCGCGGGAUGACCUAGUGAUUUGUGCCACUUUGUCUUUAGGCAACCUGGCUCGGCGAGAGCUUGAAGCCGUCACUCUGCUCAGCCCUCCCCAUUCGCUUGCACCCGUAUUGGCUUCUCGACACAUCAUCUCCCCUACCACCGAUCUCAAGCUCAAGCAUGGCGUACUCGGUCUGCUGAAGCACCUCGCACAAAGCUCGCCUUCACCUGUCGUUCACACUCCGUUGGCGGAGGCACGGUUGGUGCAAUGUAUUGUCGACAGUGGGCUCUUCGAGGAGAAGGGGGACCAAAUGACGGAGGUCGUUCAACUCAACGCGAUCGGUGUCGUCAAGCAUAUGUGCAAUGCCAACGUCGACAACUCCUUCACACUUGUCUUGCCCGACCCUGCUGCCUCAUCCUCGCGACCGACUGGGCUCUCACAAAUCCUGGGUCUCGUCAAGCGAACAGAGAACAUCGCCAUCCGCAGCGAGGGUACUCGCGUCCUGGUCAACGUCAUCAAGUCGCUGUUCUCUAACGCUCCACCGACAAGUCCGACCACGGUUCUGCCAUCGCCAGUUACGCAGGCAGCGUCGAAUCACGAGGCAGCCAUCGAGAAGCAGCAGAAGAAGGAGGAGACCAUCAAGGCGCUAUUGAACAAGGACUGCACGUCUGCGCUAGCCAACCUGAUCACGCGUGGAGCCAAGUUUCCAUUGUUGAUCAACGAGGGCGUCGUCGCGCUCAGUCUUCUGGCCAUGCAUAAGGAAGGCGCUCCGCUCGUGCUCGAAUCCCUCCUCACCCAGAUAACAGUAGACGCACCGCCGUUGCCGAGUAUUGUUGAGCCCUCUCUCAGCAACUCGCCCUCGACCAGCAGCGACCUUAGCUCCGCCAUCGUCACCCCACAAUCGACCACUGGCCCCCGAGGACGCAGCUCCCAGCGCAGCGCCCUCCAAACCCUUGCCGCCGCGCUUCGCAACCUCGAUAACCCGACGAACUACCCCGUCGAGGUGCGCGUGAACGUGUGCUCGCUGCUCUUGCAGAUAUCGCGCAAGGGCGCGGGCGAGGAGCUGGGAAAGGUGAAGGAGGUGAUGCGCCCGGUGCUGGAGAGCGUGGCGGAGAGUGUGCGCAGUGCGGCGGGGAAGGACGAGUUGCUACUCAAGGCGACGCGGAAGGUGCUGGAGUUGUGGGCGACUGCGUAGAGAAGAGAAGAGUAGGAAGGAAUGCAAUGUACACGAUAUCUCGCGACUGCUGUGCGUGAUUUUCUGACUUUGGUGACACUGGAGCUGAUCAUCUUACUGUUGUAGACAUGUAAUUAUUAUAAGGGCCGAUUGACGAGUUUCUAUGA